AUGAAGAUCAAGGAGUUGAUGGAUGCAUGGCUUGCGAGCCACGAACGGGUCAUUGACUCGCUGCCACGCCCCUCUGGCGGCGCGGUCAGUGCCGAAGGCUCGCACGCACUUGUAACAUGGGACGAGGAGCUUUCGCGGAUGCAAAUGGCGUUUGCUAGGGCAUUAGAGCGACGCAACGAAUUGGCUCCCAUCUCGGCACUCCCUGCUGAACUACUUGCGCGGAUCUUCAGCCACCUCGCCGAGUCGUGGCCCGUGAACUCUGAUUCUCCUCAUAAGGCAACCACUACAGGUGGUUGGACGAGGGUGGCGCGCGUGUGCCGGAGGUGGCGCUCUGUUGCGAUCGACUGCGCUUCGCUUUGGGCAACUAUAGCGGUCAAUGGUCGUGAACCCAUAGAUCUGUUUCUUCUACGCGCUAGAGAACACGUGUUGAGCGUCGUCGGACAAGUUCGUGCGAAGGACGUGUAUGAUCUCUCGAGGUUAGAGCACCUUCUUGGGCAGCUUGGUCGACUUCGAAGCCUUGACAUGCACGUACUAUACAACUCCUUCGGUACCGACUUGCCGGAUGCGGAAUCCAUCAUCUUCAACUGCCUCACCAACCAUCCGCAAAUCGAACACCUUUCUCUCCACCGCGCCCAACCGUCUUAUCUUACUGGAGCAUUUGCUUCUACUACAGCCAAUUUCCAUGCGCCUAGACUAUCGAACACGUUUGUCUCAACAGCAUCACUGCUCACUACAGUCCGUCUAGUGGGGUAUUCCUACCCAUGGGGCGUACGGUCAGGUAGCUUGCGGUCCUUGACGGUGGAAUUGUCGGAGCCAGUCUAUCCUCGGGGUUUCAGUAUGCACGAAAUGUUGGACACUCUCCGGGGCACGCCCGCUCUCGAGCGGCUAGUUUUGACUCAUGGUUUUCCCGACGCGCCGCAGGAUGUCCAACGCUUCGUCGAAGAUCAAGCGGCCGUCCCUCUACCGCGCUUGAGAGAGAUGCAAUUGGCGAGCCACAACGAAACUGCGUGGAUACUCCUGGCGUUGGUCGAGGCUCAAGCCUCCGCAAAAAUCAACCUUCGAUUCCAUCAUUCCAUGUCGGCCAGCCCACCCACUCAUGUCAUUACAAUGGCGCUCUCACGGUUCCUGCAGCGUCCACUCUGCCCCGAAUACAAGGGUCUGACAUUGUGGCAGACCCACUCAACGUCCAUUGGCGUACGACUGAAAGUCGACUCCGUCGCGGACUACCAAUCAGAGACGCCCGCGGACCUCGAGCUUCACAUGGAGUCAGAUGACCUCGACGAGUUGUUACUCGCCAUUCUUCGCGUCGUGUCGUUGGAACAUAUCGAAGCGUUGGCCAUCCGGGGUAAAUGCUAUACGUGGCCUCCUGAGGACGUUCGAUCACUGUUUGCGAACGCGAGACGUCUUCGCACCGUCUCAUUGCGAGGGACGCAAGUUGCACAGGUUCUCUUUCCUUCUCUCAUACCAGAGGAAGCAGCCAAUGAGGAUCCAAGCGAUGCGCCCCACGACGAACUCCUCCUCGCCAAUAUACAAGAGCUGCACAUUGAUCGCGUGGAUCUGAAGCGGCCCGCCCCUGACACUCAUACAGGCUCUGACGGCUCUGCUCGCCGCCUCGGAGAGUGGCUCACUUCCUUCCUGUCGAUCAGAAGGUCUGGAAAUCCACUAUCGUUGUUGACCGUGGAAAGGAGUGCACUAUUCAGAGGAUGGGUAGAGGCCUGGAAGCCUCUUGUGGCUGACGUCGUCUGGGACGAGGAUGAAGUCGGAGACCAUGCUAUGGAAGAGCGGGUGUUAUCCGGCGAACAGUUCGGCGUCGAGCACUUUGGUGGAGCAUGGGCGGUUCCAGCGUCUUGGGAUGAUGAAGAUGAGCUGAACUUUCUUGGUGGCCACGAUGCCCACUCGGCGGCCUCGCUGGAAUGGGAACAAGAAGGGUUGUCCGAGCUAGAAGAAGAUGAGGAUGAGGACGAGGACGACAUCGAUCAGGAUGACCCGUGGUAG
Molecule: messenger RNA, 1995 nt
Organism: Peniophora sp. CBMAI 1063
Lineage: Eukaryota; Fungi; Basidiomycota; Agaricomycetes; Russulales; Peniophoraceae
Source: the annotation of a GenBank genome assembly